AAGUGCAACGUUCUAAUUUCUCCCAUGUACGAAUUGGUCGCCUUAGCUUCCAAAAUAAGCAAUAUACGUCAGUUAAGACAAUUCCACGGGCAUCUUGUUCACAAUUCCCUCCAUUCUCAUAACUACUGGGUUUCUCUGCUCCUCAUUAACUGUACCCGUCUUCACGCUCAUCCUGCCUAUGUGGAUUCUAUUUUUACCUCCUCGCCGUCCCCCGAUGCUUCUGUUUACAGUUGUAUGCUCAAAUAUUACUCCCGCAUGGGUGCGCACAAUCAAGUCGUUUCCCUCUUCAAAUGUACGCAUUCUCUAAAUCUCAGGCCUCAGCCCUUUGUUUACAUUUACUUGAUCAAGUUAGCUGGUAAGUCUGGCAAUUUGUUCCAUGCUUAUGUCCUGAAGUUGGGCCAUAUUGACGACCACUUCAUCCGUAAUGCUAUCUUGGAUAUGUAUGCUAAAAAUGGCCAAGUCGAUCUUGCCAGGAAUCUGUUUGAGCAAAUGGCUGAAAGAACUUUAGCGGACUGGAAUUCAAUGAUUUCUGGCUGUUGGAAAUCAGGAAAUGAAACUGAAGCGGUUGUGCUGUUUAAUAUGAUGCCUGCUAGGAAUAUUAUUACAUGGACCUCCAUGGUUACUGGGUAUGCCAAGAUGGGGGACUUGGAGAGUGCUAGAAGGUAUUUUGAUGAGAUGCCAGAGAGAAGUGUAGUCUCAUGGAAUGCAAUGCAAUCAGCUUAUGCUCAAAAGGAAUGUCCAAAAGAGGCUUUGAAUUUGUUCCAUCAAAUGCUGGAAGAAGGGAUCACUCCUGAUGAUACAACAUGGGUUGUUACAAUUUCAUCAUGCUCUUCCAUCGGUGAUCCUACCCUUGCUGAUUCAAUUCUAAGAAUGAUCGACCAAAAGCAUAUCGUUUUGAAUAGUUUUGUCAAGACAGCUUUACUUGACAUGCAUGCAAAAUUUGGUAACCUUGAGAUUGCUAGAAAUAUCUUUGACGAAUUGGGAAGUCAGAGGAAUGCUGUUACUUGGAAUAUCAUGAUCUCAGCUUAUACGAGGGUGGGAAAACUGUCAUUAGCUCGAGAGUUGUUUGAUAAUAUGCCAAAAAGAGAUGUUGUUUCAUGGAAUUCGAUGAUAGCUGGCUAUGCACAAAAUGGAGAGUCAGCCAUGUCAAUUGAGCUCUUUAAAGAAAUGAUUUCUUGUAUGGAUAUACAGCCAGAUGAGGUUACCAUAGCUAGUGUUUUGUCUGCUUGUGGUCAUAUUGGAGCUCUAAAGUUGAGUUACUGGGUUCUAGAUAUUGUUCGAGAGAAAAACAUUAAGUUGGGGAUCUCAGGAUUCAACUCUUUGAUAUUUAUGUACUCUAAAUGUGGAAGUGUGGCAGAUGCCCAUAGGAUAUUCCAAACUAUGGGGACAAGAGAUGUUGUUUCUUUCAAUACACUGAUUUCAGGAUUUGCAGCCAAUGGUCAUGGGAAGGAAGCGAUCAAGUUAGUAUUAACAAUGGAGGAAGAAGGAAUUGAACCAGACCAUGUCACAUAUAUUGGUGUUUUGACUGCAUGUAGCCAUGCAGGGCUGCUGAAUGAAGGUAAAAACGUCUUUAAGUCAAUUCAAGCACCUACCGUGGACCAUUAUGCCUGUAUGGUUGAUUUAUUAGGAAGAGCAGGUGAAUUAGAUGAAGCCAAAAUGUUGAUUCAAUCUAUGCCGAUGAAACCCCAUGCUGGUGUUUAUGGCUCUUUGUUGAAUGCCAGUCGAAUUCAUAAAAGAGUUGGGUUAGGAGAACUUGCUGCUAGCAAGCUCUUUGAACUUGAACCUCAAAACCUCGGAAAUUAUGUUCUACUUUCUAAUAUAUAUGCCUCAUUCGGAAGAUGGGAAGAUGUUAAAAGGGUUAGAGAGAUGAUGAAGAAGGGAGGUUUGAAGAAAUCAGUUGGGAUGAGUUGGGUGGAAUAUAAGGGUCAAGUGCAUAAGUUCACUGUGGGCGAUAGAUCACAUGAACAAUCAAAAGAUAUAUAUAAAUUGUUGGCUGAACUUGAAAGGAAGAUGAAAAGGGUUGGCUUUGUGGCUGAUAAAAGUUGUGCACUUCGAGAUGUUGAGGAGGAAGAGAAGGAAGAAAUGCUGGGAACUCACAGUGAGAAGUUGGCCAUUUGUUUUGCUCUCCUUAUAAGUGAAGUGGGGACAACAAUUAGAGUAGUAAAGAAUUUGAGGAUUUGUUUGGAUUGCCAUACUGCUAUUAAGAUGAUCUCAAAGCUAGAGGGAAGAGAGAUCGUGGUUCGUGAUAAUAAUAGGUUCCAUUGUUUUAGUGAAGGGAUGUGUUCUUGUCAUGAUUACUGGUGAAUCAGCAAAGAGCAACUUUAUGUAUAAAGUUUACUUUCGAGAAAUUGUAAGCCAAACUGGCCUCCUAUAGUAAUGCAUGAAGAUUACUAUACUUGUCCCCAUCCUCAAUUUUUAGCAGAAAAAUACUUAUUGAUUAGGUGUGAAAAAUACUUAUUGAUUAGGUGCGGGGAUCAAUAUCAAAGAGCAUUAUCAUCUCUGUGACCUACCUAUUAGAGCCGUAGGAGUUUUAUAUUUUCAUUUUUUACUUCGGUGUUAUUUUGUACUUUAUCCAUUCACAAUUCAAUGGACCUGACCAGCUCUAUCAGUCCAUAAUAUUAAUGAUAAUAAUAAUAAGAAUAAGAUAUUGGUCUGAGGAA
This is a messenger RNA of Cucumis sativus (cucumber), 2660 nucleotides long. Its product is annotated as pentatricopeptide repeat-containing protein At1g14470. Gene Ontology annotation, molecular function: zinc ion binding; RNA binding; protein binding. The record is from RefSeq and is a predicted model, not a curated record. Gene Ontology annotation, biological process: RNA modification. The transcript has a single exon. The annotation marks the transcript as partial. Lineage: Eukaryota; Viridiplantae; Streptophyta; Magnoliopsida; Cucurbitales; Cucurbitaceae.